GACCCUUUUUUAGCUACGCUUUUGAAGACACAGACCAGUUCAUGGUGUCAGUAUGCCUUAACUCUGAGUGGUCUGAAAGUGCAACACUUGAGCUCUGUGGUUUUGUACUUUGAUAUUUUUAAACUCUGGAACAACUCGCUGGAGCAAUGGAGGUUUACAUGAAGAGGUAUUUGCGAGAAAUUGUGGUUCUCCUGCAUCUUACAGCUUACGUUGCAGGAACGAUUGGGAGAUGCAGUCUGUUUGGGAGACACCAUGUCCAUACGUUUGAUGGCGUUUUAUAUGAAUUCCCUGGAGACUGCAGCUACCUGCUGGCUGGAGACUGCAACCGUCGCUCUUUCACACUGCUGGGUGAUUUUGUUGGUGGCAAAAGAACUGGAGUCACUCUGUUCCUGGGAGACGCCUUUGAGCUGCACCUGUCUGUCAAUGGACGACUCUCACAAGGAGAAGAAGAACUCUCCCUGCCAUAUGCCUCUCAUGCUGUCUUCGCUGGCUCAGAGCUUGGCUAUUACAAACUCUGGAGUGAGGAGUUUGGCUUCACAGUAACCAUAGAUAAUGCUGCAAACAUCGCCCUGACUCUGACCAAACACCAUGCAAACCGCACCUGUGGCCUUUGUGGCAACUUCAACACAGUGUCAGCUGAUGAGUACGCUGCUCAAGAAGGGUUCCAAACAGAGGACAGUUAUGAUUUUGCAAAUUCCUGGGCAGUGAAGGGGGCUGGUCAGUCAUGUCGGCGUGUGGCGAAUCCCAGCAGGUCCUGUAACGACACAAAAGGGACAUCAACGAUUUUGUCCAGCUGCAGUGUUCUGCAGACGUCCAGCAUUUUUCUGCACUGUGCCCACUUGGUGUCUCCUGAGGCAUUCCUCAUGCUGUGUCAGGAGGAGGCGUGUCACUGCCACCAGAGCGAGAGUGAAGACUGUUACUGUCCGAUCCUGCUGGAGUACGCUCGCACAUGCCAUGCGCACGGGAUACUUCUUCAUGGCUGGCAGGGAGAGGGCCAGUGCUUCCCCAAAUGUCCUAUUGGGAUGCAGUACAGAGAAUGCACAAAGUCCUGCUCUACAACCUGCCAUAGUCUUAACAUCCAGGAGGUCUGCAAGGAAGAGUGUGUGGAUGGCUGUACAUGCCCUGCUGGUAAGGUUUUGGAUGGAGAUCGCUGUGUGGAGGUAUCUCAGUGUUCCUGUGUGCACAUGGGGCGACAUUUCCGUCCAGGGUCUACCAUCUCUCAGGACUGCAACACCUGUGUGUGCCGCCAAGGCUCCUGGGAAUGCACCAAUGAAGGCUGCCCUGGCGAGUGCUUGGUGGUGGGCCAGUCACACUUCAAGACUUUUGACAACAAGUUUUUCACCUUCACCGGUCACUGUCAGUAUUUGCUUGCAGAAGAUUGUACCGACAACCAUUUUUCUGUCAUUAUUGAAAACGUACAGUGUGCAGAUGAUCAAGAUGCAGUGUGCACACGCUCAGUAACACUCAGUUUGCCCGCACUGGAGAACAUGACAGUGAAGCUGAAGCACGGAGGAAUCGUCUCUGUUAACAGCAUGGACAUCCAGACUCCAAUGCAUCAUGGUCGUCUGCAAAUUCAGAGAUCUGUUCAGUCUUCAGUGCGUGUGAAGUUUGGAGACGACCUCCGUCUGGACUGGGAUGGGCGUGGCCGUGUGCUUUUAAAGCUUGGACCCCGAUGGGCAGAGCACACUUGUGGUCUCUGUGGAAACUACAACGGUAACCAAGGUGAUGACUUCUUGUCUGGGUCUGGCCUGGUUGAGGCGGGACCUCAGGCUUUUGGCCAGUCCUGGAGGAUAAACGGGGACUGUGAUUCCACCCACAAACAUGAGAGAGAUCCUUGUGCUAUUAACCCCAAAAGAGUGCGUUUUGCAGAGGAGGCAUGUUCGGUGAUGAUGUCAGACGUGUUCAGUGCGUGCCACUUUCUGGUGAAUCCUGCGCCAUUCCAGCGGUUCUGUCGAUAUGAUGUGUGUGCAUGUCUGGAUGAAGAGUCGUGUCUCUGCGCUGCUCUGUCUGCCUAUGCAGCAGCCUGUGCUGCGAGAGGAGUGCUGCUGCACUGGAGGUCUCCAUCACUCUGCGCGCUGGAGUGCACUGGAGGCCAAGUGUACGAAGCCUGUGGGAGUGUGUGUGACCGUACAUGUCGUGCUCUGUCCGGGGCUGAGGCAGGCUGUGAGAGGGAGAGGGUGUGUGAGGAGGGCUGCUUUUGUCCUGCUGGAAAGUACCUGAGUGACACAGGUGAAUGUGUGACUGCUGACCUGUGCACCUGCCUGCAUGACGGACAGCUUUACCAGCCUAAUGACGUCUACGCAGAUCAAAACAUCAUCUGCUACUGUGAGAAUGGCUCCAUGCGUUGUAGCUCCCCUGAAAUGAGCACUCUACUGUCUGAUCUCUUCUAUGAUGACGACCUGGCCCCAUCCAGAGAGCGGCGGUCAGCCCAGUGCCCUCCUCCACUGGUCAAAACAGAGUGUAAUGCAGGAGAAAAAGGCCUUGAGUGUGCCAGAACAUGCCAGAAUCUGGAUCUUCCCUGUGUUAGUCUUGCCUGCAUCCCUGGCUGCCUCUGUCCCCCAGGAACGGUUCGUCACCGCAGAGACUGCAUUGAACCAGAGAAGUGUCCCUGUUACCAUAACAACAAGCCAUAUGCAACAGGACAGACCAUAUCUGUAGACUGCAACACAUGCGUGUGUGAGAAAAGAAAGUGGCGCUGCACAGAGAAGGUCUGCGAUGGUGUGUGCCGCACAGUGGGGGAAGGGCAUUACAUUAGUUUCGAUGGCCUCAAAUAUUCCUUCCCUGGCCUCUGCCAGUAUGUCCUGGUACAGGAUAUGUGUAACGGAGAGGAAGGUACAUUCAGGGUGCUCGUGGAGAAUGAGGCCUGUGGAGUUGUUGGACAUCGGUGUGCAAAAGCUGUUAUGAUCGACUACCAGGGAGGGUUGAUAGUAAUGCAAGAAGGAGAGGUGAAGAUGAAGAGGCCAGUGCUGCAGGGCUCUCAGGUGGAGAUUAUACGAUCUGGUCAGUUUUACACUUUGUUGCUGGGGAAGCACAUUUCCCUCAGCUGGGACAAAGGGACACGACUUCUCGUUCACAUCUCAGCCACGUACAGGGGUCGAGUGUGUGGUCUUUGUGGUAACUUUGAUGGAAAUGUUAACAACGACUUGAUGAGCAGUAACAACCAGCUGGAGCUGGACUUCUCACACUUUGGGAACUCCUGGAAGGUUGUUCCUAGCUGUGCUGAUGUGAAACAGAUUCCCGCUCCAUGCAGUAACAACAUUGUCAGGUUGGUAACAGUGGAGCAGUCAUGCCGUGUCAUCACUGGUCCUCUUUUCAAAGAAUGCAACAGCCAGGUGGAUGCAGAGCCAUAUGUAGAGAUGUGUGUGACGGCUGCAUGCUCUUGCCCAUCAGUGGGUGACUGUGAGUGCUUCUGUGAUGUCAUCGCCGCGUAUGCUCAGGCCUGUUCAGAGAGAAAAGUGUCCAUCAGCUGGCGGUCCAAUGAUCUUUGUCCCAUAAGCUGUGAGGAGCUAAACCCAAGGAGUCCAGGUGUAGGAGAGGAGUUGUGCCAAUGGAGAUAUAAUACUUGUGGUCCUGCCUGUCCGAUCACUUGCCAGCACCCAGACCCCCUCCACUGUUCCCUCACAUGUGUGGAGGGUUGCCAUGCCUACUGUCCCCCAGGACAACUCCUGGAUGAGGUGGCCAUGCGUUGUGUGGAGCCCUCUCAGUGUCAGGUGUGCAUCCACGAGGGUCAGAGGAUCUCCCAUGGUAACAAGGUCAUCCUGAACCAUGACGACCCCGAACACUGCAAGAUAUGUCACUGUGACAACAACACCCUGAGCUGUGAAGUGUGUUCAUCCCUCGUUGCCUUAUCCACGCCUGCCCCUACUUCUGCUUAUGAAACUUUCACAACCCAGCCCUUCAGUACGUUGAUGCCCGAGGGCACGUGUGACCGUGCUAUGGAUCUGGCUUUCCUGCUGGAUGGCUCAGAAGCCCUGAGCAACGAAGAAUUUCAGACAACCAAAGAAUUUAUACUGGGAGUUAUUGAGCGAUUCCGUAUGGGCUCAGCUCACACUCGAGCCACAGUGCUGCUCUAUCACUCUGGAGUGAAAACAUAUGAUCUGCAGGUUCAGAAGUGGCUGUUUAAGAAGACUGUGCGUGAUCUGCACUACGUAGGAGGAGAUGCAGCUUUCUUGGAUGAAGCUGUCAAGUAUCUUGUCUACAACAUCUAUGACAAGAACAAGCGGGAGCAUGCAGGCCGUGUUGCCAUAAUCUUGACCGCCAGUGCAAACCCGCGUCAUGUUCGUUCAAUCAUUCGGCUGCUUCGAAGAGAGACCAUCACCACCCUGACGGUGGCUUUGGGUCCAGGGGUGAACAUGGGGCAGAUCAAUGACAUCACAAAGGUCAACCCUGAUAACAGGGCCUAUAUCCUCAGCAGCCCAGUUGAGCUAUCUGACCAAAUGUUAGAGCUGACAGACUACCUGUGCACACUAGGAUUAGAGCCUGAAGGCGUAAAUCCUCCAGCACCAAAAACCACCCCAGGAAAACCUCACCAGAUAGCCACCACCAUAACCACAGCUCCUCGUCUGGAGCCGAACCCCACACAGCAAGUCACCCACGCCCCUACAACCACACCCCCUUCUCCCACCUCUCCUGUCCUCACACCUUCAUCUCCCUCCUCCCCAGCUGCAGAUGUCACAUUCAUCGUGGAGGGCUCUGAUUCAGUCGGCGAGGACAACUUUAACAAGUCGCUCAUCUUCCUGGAGGAAGUUAUCUCGAGGCUGGCAGAAGAGAAGGAGUCGAUACGCAUCACUGUGAUCCAGUACUCAGUGACAGUUACCGUGGAGAUCAGAAGGUGGGAGCUGAGGCGACAGAGGACGCUGCUGCUCAAGAGACUGAGGGAGAUUCAAUGGAGAGGUGGAAGCAAGACAAACACAUACAGAGCCAUCACUACAACAUAUCAACAAAUAUCAACUGCCCCGCCUUCACCCGGCCCCACCCCUCCACAGCUGGUCUUCCUGGUGACAGAAAACCCUCCUACUGACACUGUGACACGUCCACCGACAGUAAACACACACACACAUGUGUAUCCCAUCGGUGUCGGGCCUAAAGUACGUGAGACUGACUUGAUGCCAUUCAGCUCUCCUCAAAAUCCAAUACUGGUUUAUGACUACAGCCAUCUGACAACCCUGGUCCACCAUGUCGUAAACAUCACCCGGACCACAGUCAGGCCACGCUCUCCUACUCUGUCUCCUCUGGUCCUUCCAACCCUCUCUAGUCUCCCACCCUCAGUGCCAUGUAAGAAGCCGGUGGAUGUGUUGUUCCUGGUGAUGGCUGGAAAACAAUUAGAGGACGUGAAGACGUUUAUAAAAGCUUUCAUCAACAAUGCCGACAUAGGAUUGAAUCGCACUCAGGUGGGUGUGGUUCAGUAUGGAGACACAAACACAGCAGAAUUCACCUGGAAAGAUGAUCAGAGCCAAUCCCAUCUACUGAAGCUGGUGGAGCGUUUGCAGAUCAGGACCCCUGCUGCUGCCCCCGCACUGGGCUCUGCGCUUCGAUUUGCUGUGCAGACUGCCGUGUCUCCGGUCAGUGGUGGACGGGUUGGUGUGGCUAAGGCAGUGGUGAUGCUGGUGACUGACAAAUCAGGGGAUGAUGUCCAGGAAGCAGCUAAUGAAGCACUAGCAGCAGGUGUGUCAGUGUUUCCCAUCGGAGUGGGGCCAAGCUACGACAGGGAUGAGCUUGGCAUGCUUGGUCGUCACAGCAGCCAAGACAACACUCUGCAUUUGAACAGCAUGGAUCAGCUACGAAUGUUGCUGACUUUGGACCGUGGUUACACGGAGAGAAUCUGCAGAGCUGGGCCACCAGGACAUUGUGUUGAUGAUAAUGGAAACGAGAGAAAGCCUGGUGAGUCAUGGCUGCUGGAGGACGGCUGCCAUUCUCUCCUGUGCCACCCCAGCGGGGCUGUGACUGUACAGAACCACAAAGUCAGCUGUGACAAACUGGAGCCGCCAGCCUGCAGAAACAACAUUCCACCUGUCAGAGUGCAGGAGAAAUGUGGCUGCCACUGGGAAUGCCCGUGCAUGUGUAUGGGUAGCUCCACCAAUCAUGUGGUGAGGUUUGACGGCCUAGCUCUCAGGCUUGAUGGGGAGGGUUUGUGCUCCUACACUCUUCUUACUGUCAGCAGAGGCAUCAAUGAAGGAUCGGAGGUCAAGCUCCUCAGUGGACCCUGUCAGGGCUCACAGAAUUACAAUCAGGUCUGCAUGAAAGCCAUGGAGGUGAUCCAUGGGCCACAUAAACUGCUGCUGAAGGAUGAUAUGACGGCAGUGAUUGAUCGGGAAGAGCUUGCACUGCCAUGGCGGUUCGCUGGCCUGGAGCUGGUGCGUUACGGAGGAGUGAUGCUGCAGCUUAAAUCAGACCAAGGCUACGUUCUGACUUUCACACCUCAGAGCAAUGAGUUUACCAUCACACUGCUGAGCUCGACCACUGACAGCCACACUGCUGGCCUCUGUGGAGCCUGUGAGGAGGAGAAAUUUGAUGUCCUGUCUUUACGUAAUGGCAACACCACCCCUGACCAGCAGACCUUUAUCUCAGAGUGGACCGUAGCUACAGAUGGCGGUGUAUGUCUGCCAAAGCGGAAGAUUGUGUGUGGGUCUGGGGCCCCUAUGGGAUGUCAGGCCCUACGAUCUGAGGUGUUUGAACAGUGCCAUGCACACAUCCCAGUCCAGGUGUUCCUUUCCAAGUGUGAAGAGCAGGCAUGUGAGGACUCAGAUGUGUGCGAGCUAAUUUCUGCCUACGCUCGCCUCUGUAGACAGAGUGGUGUGUGUGUGGACUGGAGGAGCCCCCACCUCUGCCCUCUUCGUUGCCCCGACUCCAUGGAGUAUGAAGCAUGUCGGACAGGAUGUGUGGAUGACUGUGGUAGCAUACAGGCGUUGCCAGGCGACUGGUUGGUUGCCAGGGGUAACGGCUCAUCUUGUAUGGACACACCUACUGAGGGCUGUUUCUGUUCAGAAGGGUUGGUUUUGCAUCACGGGCAGUGUGUUUCACCAGAAGCAUGCAGAGAGUGUGUGGACCAUCAUGGGCACAAGUAUACGUUCAUGCAGAGCUGGGUACCAGAUGAGAACCAAUGUUUGAUCUGCAUGUGCUUAGAUCAACAACACAUUAACUGCACUGCCCGGCCAUGCAAUGAUGUCAAAGCUCCAGUGUGUGGACCCUGUGAGGUCCUGAAGGAGAAGAAAGAGUCUAAAUGCUGCCCAGAGUAUGAGUGUGUGUGUGAUCUGGUGAACUGUGACCUGCCUGAAGUGCCCCGCUGUGAGGAUGGUCAGACUUUGGUCCUGAAAAACCCAGGGGAAUGUCAGCCUGUACACGAAUGUGUCUGCAAAAAGGAAGAAUGUGCUCAUCAAGCUCCCCCCGCUUGCCCAGCCCACCGUCUUGCGUCAGUGAAAAAGACAAAAUGCUGUGAUGGAUUUGAAUGUGUAUGUAACUGCAAAAACCUGACUCGCACCUGCCCGGCUGGGUUCAUCACAUCCUCAACUACAAAUGACUGCGGCUGCACAGAAACCACCUGCUUGCCAGAUGAGGUUUGCGUGGUUGGAGGCGUGGUUCACCCAGUGGGAAGUAACUGGGAUGCAGGGUGUGAGAAGUGCAGUUGCACACAGCUCAAGGACAAAGACACAUCUCUGCACAUUGCCCAGUGUACUCCACCUGUUUGUGAUCGAACCUGCCCUCGGGGCUCUACAUACACUAUGAUAAAGGAUGAAUGCUGCGGGAAGUGCACACCCACCCAGUGUGUGGAGUCAGAAGGAGAGAUGCGGGGAGACACACUGAUUGGGGAAAAACUUAGACAAGUGGGAGAGGUUUGGCGGUCUCCUGAUGAUAAAUGUGUGCUACAUCAGUGCUUGAAAGUGAAAGAUCAGGUAUUCAUCUCUGAAAAUAAUGUCAGCUGUCCUGUCAUGGACACCCCAUCCUGCCCUCUAGGAACAGAGUUGCGCUGCGACAACCUGGAUUGUUGCCCCCGCUGCCACUGUGCUCCAAUGGAUGCCUGUGUUUUCAACCACACUGUGAUAGGAGCAGGGGAGAAUUUGAUGGUGGAUCUGUGUACACACUGUGACUGUAAUGUGGAAGAUGGUGCUGUGAGGAAAUACAAACUGUCCUGCAGGAGAAUGACCUGUCCUGUAUGCCCAAUGGGAUACACCCUGCAGGAAGAGGAGGGAACUUGCUGUGGUCGGUGUAUUGCAACAGCCUGCAUCAUGCAAAAGACAAAUGGAGAUGUGUUCAGUGUGGAGGUGAACACCACUGCCGAGGAUGGUUGCAACCAAUACCACUGUAGUAUAAACAGUAAAGGAGCUCUGGUAAUGCUGACCAAAUCAACCGCCUGCCCUCCAUUUAACCGCCAAGCUUGCCUGGAUCAAGGGGGGAAAGUCGGCCAGAUUGGAACAACCUGCUGUGAGAUGUGUACGGAGCCAGAAUGUCGAAGGACCAUGGGAAUGCUUAAAACCGUCAAGGUGGAUGACUGCCAAUCAGAGCAUCAAAUAGAACUGCAGUACUGUGAGGGCAAAUGUCGCAGUAAGUCCAUGUACUCCCUGGAGAGAUCUGCUGUGGAGCAGGAGUGUGUGUGUUGUGCUGCCGUGGAGACGGAGCCUCUCAGCGUUCCCGUUCUGUGUGCCAACGGUACCCGAAGUCACCACACUGUCCUGUCUGUCACAGCAUGUGACUGUUUAUCCAAACAUUGCACCUAAAGAGAGCGAGACUGGGAGAGAGAGAGAGAGAGAGAGAGAGAGAGAGAGAGUCUAUGAAUGAUGGUAUGUGCGUAUACAAGUGACAUGUGCUCAUAUAGAAUAAUGGCACGCAUAACAAUAAAAACAACCAAGUUCUGUAAGUUAACCUUUUUCUGUUGUCUUUUGCUGUAGAGUUUAUAUUCAUCCUGAAGUGCAUGAAUUUCAUUAAAAUAAACAUUUUCUUUG
This is a messenger RNA of Cheilinus undulatus (humphead wrasse), 8936 nucleotides long. It is a transcript of the gene vwf, whose product is annotated as von Willebrand factor. Bases 147 to 8711 code for a protein of 2854 amino acids. Gene Ontology annotation, biological process: cell-substrate adhesion; blood coagulation. Gene Ontology annotation, cellular component: extracellular matrix. The record is from RefSeq and is a predicted model, not a curated record. Gene Ontology annotation, molecular function: protein binding. The transcript has 53 exons. NCBI's taxonomy places the organism in Eukaryota, Metazoa, Chordata, Actinopteri, Labriformes, Labridae.